Molecule: messenger RNA, 1188 nt
Organism: Achroia grisella
Lineage: Eukaryota; Metazoa; Arthropoda; Insecta; Lepidoptera; Pyralidae
Product: mitochondrial import receptor subunit TOM40 homolog
Exons: 1
Coding region: 63-1031 (322 amino acids)
Biological process (GO): transmembrane transport
Cellular component (GO): mitochondrial outer membrane
Source: RefSeq, a predicted model, not a curated record
GCAGGUCAAUGACGUCUAACUUGUAAUCCGAUAAAUCAAAUAACAAGCAACAUAAACCCAUAAUGGACUUAAAUGAAGAUAAAAUUAAAGAAGAAGUCAGUAGCUUCGUUUCAAGUUUACAGAAACUUCUCCCGAAAAAGAAAGAGUUGAUCUAUGUGGAACCUAUUAAAGCAAAAUUGACAAAGCUGAGCGAAGUACAUUCAGAAGCGAAGAGUGUCUUCCCUAUGUGUUUUACUGGAGCUAGGCUAAUUAUUCGGAGGGAAAUAAUGAAUAAAGUGAAACUUAUUCAACAAUAUAAUUACGGAAAGUCCAAGGAACCAUACAAAUGCUUUACACAUUUGUUAAAUAAAGAAAUGGAACCAAAAAGUACAAAUGAAUCAUUAUUAUUGGAUGCUGCUGGAUCGGCUACUGCUACAUAUUACGAAGACCUUAAUGGCGCAUACAAAAUGCGAUUGACCUCCAAAAUCCGAGAUUUAAUCGCGUCCGAGACUGAAAUAGUGUUGGAAAAAGAUAACCCGAAGUCGUGCGGUUCAAUCACUUGUUCAAUGAAAGAUGUUGACCCGAAUACUCUUAGAGUCGUAACGCAGUGGAUGUAUAAAAUUAUUCCCGAGUUCAGUAUGGGCACUGAAGUGUGCUUCAAGCCUUUAGCAUACCCUCCUAUGCCAGAUUUCUCCAUUAGUGGUCGUUAUGAAAGGCCAUCUUUCGCUUUGUCGUCUACGAUCAGCAGAGCCGGUUUCCAAGCGUGUAUUUUUAAGCAAUUUACACCUGAUCUUCGAAUAGCGACGAUAUUGAAUGAAGGUAAUAGAAGUGGAAAGACAACGAUUGGUGUGGCGCUACAUAAAAAAUACCAGAAUGGUUCGGAAUUAAAAAUUUUCGUAGACUCUCAAUGUCGCGGCGGAUUUACUUUUCAGAAGGAUGUUUUAUUUUACGAACCGCAUAAUGAAAUUCGCGUUUUGAGGCUCGUUGGAAGCACUCUAAUAGAUAGGCAGAAAAGAGUGAGGUUCGGCUUUGGAUUCGAUUUGGACUUUUGAUGUUUACAUCGGUCCGCUGUUCACUUAUCUCCCGUACAAAUGGCCGGCCUCGCAAGCGGAUAUUUAUCGUUUUUGUAGAUUUAUUUGUUUGUAUAUAAGUAUACAUAGGUUUUAGUUAUUGUUUUAUCUUGUUAUUAAUUCGGUUAUCGUGUUUAGA